GCAAGAUGGCUAUGCGCUCCUGGACCCCGGACCAGGGGUUUGUCGACAAAAAGUUGGUGCGGCCAGCCUCGGUCUCCACAAGCCUGUCCCUGGAGCGAUGCACUUUCCCCUCUACCUUGGGCUCCUCGGUAGCGGCCAAUGCAUUAGAGCAACUGUUAGUUGUAGAGAAAUCUCUGCAAGGUGACUAUUUCACGUGCAAUGAAGAAGUUAAAACCUUUCUUAAGGACAUUACUGUGGCAGUUAAAAAACUGGAAGAAAUGCGAAAAAACACAAUAGAGCUUCUGGAGAUCGAAAGCAUGGAGCUGAGCAGGCUCUACUUCCUGCUGGAGACUGUGCCCAACAGCAUGCACAAGGAACUGAAAGAGUGUAUCUUGGAAGCUCGCAAACUCAAUAUGUUAGAGAUAAGUCAAGUGAAAGGAAAGAUCGAGAAGACGAAUGAUGAAAUAAAGUUUCUAAACGACAAAAUAUUUGAGCUGAAGACCAUGAAUGAAGCUCUGGGGAUAAAGCAAGAGGAGCUGGCGAAGCAGCAUGCAAAGUUUGUCCUGCUCCUGAACCAAACCUUGGAAGAGAAAGCCGCAGCAACCAUUUAUAUAAAUGACACCUAUACCAGAAUAAAAUUCGAGAAAGAAGAAAUAGGACUUCAAAAACAAUGUCUGCGAGAUGCAAAUGAGUUAAUUGAAAAACAUAAGCAAGAGCAUAGGAAAAAGAAAGAACGUUUGGCUAACCGUAUUAAAGACGCGAAGCAGUCCUGUGAAGACAAGAGAAAAGAGGCAUAUAAUAAGAGGAAAGAAUUGACCAGAUUACAAAAUAAAAUAAUAAAAAUGAAGCUAACAGUUACUACCAAUGCAGUGAUAAUUAAUGACAAAAGCUUAGAAAUAAUGCGGCUACGGGAAACAGCAGAAUUUUGGAAGAAAAAAGUAGAAGACAUGAAGAAGGUUUGUGAAAGUUUGGAGGAAAAACUGUUGUUUUUUCUGACUCACAAGCAACAGAUCGAUAGUGUGUCUUCUGAGAAGAAGAGUGAGUUCAUAUCUAUAAUACAGCAGGUGGCUGAAAAACUACAAAAAAUUCAUAAAGAGAACAAAGAUCUCCGAGAUAGACUGAACACGCUCCUCAAACAGUAUAAGGUUGCGUUGAAGGAAGAGGAAGCUAUGUCUUUGCUGAGACAGAAGAUGGCUGAAGAACAUCAGAAACAGAUGGAGCUUCUUAAUCAGAAAGAAACCUUCCUAACACAAAGAAAACAUGACAUCAAAAACAUGGAAGAAGGAUUUUCAACCCUUCGUAACCUUAAUAUAGCAACACAGGAAGUAUAUCGAAAACAAAUAAAACUCCUGACUGAAAGUCUGGAAAGAGAACUUCAGAGAUGGAUCGUAAAUCAGUGGAGACUACUCUGUUCGAGAAAAAGACAUUCACGUUGGCUACAAAAGACAAAGUUGACCUUGAAAAAAAUCAUAACCGAAAUAGAGAUUGCAGAAGAAAAACGACGUCAAUUGCUCAAAGAGACAAAGCGUAGACAGAAGGAGAUCAGUCAUUUUGUGAACCAAAUCGAGACAAUUAAGGAGCAGCUAGAGGUAGAGGAGAAGGAUUACAUCAAAAAAGAAAAAAAGUUAAUGAAAGAACUAAACAAGUAUGAGGAUCUAGUCAUAAAGGAAGCACAGAUUAACAAAGUAAAAGAGGAGCAGCUAGUUGAAACCCUCCCACGGCUUCAGAUAGCAGAAGACGACUUCCAAGACAAAAGCAAGACACUCAAGUCCCUCCAGAAUGACAUUUCAGCAAAGAAACAGGAGGAGGCUUUGUUGAGCUCCUAUAUUUUCCGCUACAGAAAGGACAUCAUCAGAUGCACGAACAACACGGAGACUGUGAAGCGAGACAUGAGACAUGUACGAACCCAUGAAAGUGAAAAAACCCAAAACCAUUUUGAAGCUCUAAAGAACUUAGAAAAUGAAAUCUAUGUAAAUGACCAAAAGCUGGCCCUUCUCAUCCUGGAAAAUAAAAAAUUAAGAGCUUAUCUUGCCUAUCUGAAGAAACACACCAAAGAAUACGCGGAGAAGCAAAUAGUAACCGUACAGAACUCAGGUGACCUCUCUUGGCAACUGAUAGCUCAGCACUCACAGUAUUCAGAUCUGCUGGCAGAAUUUCAAAUCAAAAUUAAGGAACUGGUGUCCACUGGAGAAGAAACUUUGCAAGAAAUUAAGUCUCUGGCAUCGAGGCUGCGGUACAGGGAUAAGAAGAUCGAGUCCAUUAGCGCCUGGCUCCUCGGGGGAAUCGAAAGGCUGCGCGGUCUUAUGGAAGAGGAGUCACCAUCUAGCCUCAGUAAAGAGGACCUUCAGAAGGACGGAAUGAAGCAAAAGGAGGAAAAAACACUUCGUUUCUCACCGUCCCUGCAUACUAGGAGAGACACAUUAAGCAGGACCUGCAAAAUGAUAAAGAAACGAUCGAGGAGCCCCAAAAACAAGCCGUGAACAAGCAUCUGAACAAGUCUUCAACCAAACUGUCUCUAAACAGGAAGUCUGUUAUAUAAAUUAUGCUUUAUUUUUAUAAUAUUACUAAAACACUGUAUUGGUGAAAAUAAAUAGACAUUGACAAAGA
This is a messenger RNA of Rattus rattus (black rat), 2586 nucleotides long. It is a transcript of the gene Ccdc175, whose product is annotated as coiled-coil domain containing 175. The record is from RefSeq and is a predicted model, not a curated record. NCBI's taxonomy places the organism in Eukaryota, Metazoa, Chordata, Mammalia, Rodentia, Muridae. The coding region runs from base 6 to 2459 and encodes 817 amino acids. The transcript has 21 exons.